AUGACCUGAUACAGCGUAGUACAUACUUACUCGAAGUUGCGUUAAGAGGUUACACACGUUACGAUCUCUGUGCUUAACAACGACACACGCAGCAAAAAUGAACGGCAAAAUGAUCGCGUUGUUCUUCGCCACCCUCUGCUGCGCCCUGAUGACGCAGGAAGCUUCCGCCGCUGUUGGACCACAAUGUCUUCUGCCGUUGGAACACGGACCGUGCAAGGCGCUUAUGACGAGGUACGGAUACAACCCGGUCACGAAUAAAUGCGAAGAAUUCAUGUACGGAGGUUGUCGAGGAAACGAGAAUAAUUUCCAGAGCCAGGAUAAAUGUCAGGAAAUCUGUUCGUGAACAUCUAGGAGUGUGUCAGUGUGAUCGGAGCGUAUUAUUACCAACUGGAUUAAAUUAUAUGUAUAAUACUCAAAGGAAGAAGCAACCUCUCCUACAUUCUAUCAGAUAGAUUAGGAUUGUAUAUUUUUCUAUUUUUACAAUAAUCAUCCAGGAGAAAUAAAACUGAUGUUCGACAUCCUGAACCAAUUUGUACAACUCGUUUAUUUCAACACCUGUACAUAGUAUAAAGUCUGUAAUAAUAAAAAAAUGCGAUAAAAGAAAUAUUUCCGUACAAAUCAUGUAUUGCAAAA
This is a messenger RNA of Habropoda laboriosa, 633 nucleotides long. Its product is annotated as trypsin inhibitor-like. Bases 98 to 343 code for a protein of 81 amino acids. Lineage: Eukaryota; Metazoa; Arthropoda; Insecta; Hymenoptera; Apidae. The record is from RefSeq and is a predicted model, not a curated record. Gene Ontology annotation, molecular function: serine-type endopeptidase inhibitor activity. The transcript has 2 exons.